AUGGCAACGGAGCCGCCAUCCCCCCUCCGACUCGAGGCUCCUGGCCCCCCAGAAAUGCGGACCCCACCCGUGAGCGAGCCCCUACUACAGCAGGGUUUAUUUCCUACCCUGAAUUCGAGUUUCUGCACUACCGGAACCACGCCUCCUGAGAACCAGGGGAUAGCAGAAAAACCUCUCAGCGGGGCAGGGAGAAAGAUCCUGGGUAUCCUGCAACAUCCGGAUGGCACAGUUUUGAAACAGUUACAGCCACCUCCCAGGGGUCCAAGAGAGCUGGAAUUCUAUAAUAUGGUUUAUGCUGCUGAUUGUACUGAUGGUGUUCUUUUAGAGCUACGAAAAUAUUUGCCAAAAUAUUAUGGCAUCUGGUCACCUCCAACUGCACCAAAUGAUUUAUACCUAAAACUGGAAGAUGUGACCCAUAAAUUUAAUAAGCCCUGUAUAAUGGAUGUAAAGAUAGGGCAAAAGAGUUAUGAUCCUUUUGCCUCAUCUGAGAAGAUUAAGCAACAGGUCAGCAAGUACCCAUUAAUGGAAGAGAUUGGGUUCUUGGUGCUUGGCAUGAGGGUUUACCAAAUUCAUUCUGACAGCUAUGAGACACAAAACCAGCACUACGGAAGAAGCUUAACGAAAGAAACUCUAAAGGAUGGGGUCUCCAGGUUUUUUCAUAAUGGAUUCUGCGUAAGAAAAGAUGCUGUUGCUGCCAGCAUUCAGAAGAUUCAGAAUAUUCUGCAAUGGUUUGAAAAUCAGAAGCAGCUUAACUUUUAUGCAAGUUCAUUACUGUUUGUUUAUGAAGGCUCAUCUCGGCCAACUACUACAAAAUCAAAUGACAGAACUUUGGUAGAAAAGUUUUUGUCCAAAGGACAACUGUCAGACACAGAUGUACUGGAGUACAAUAAUAACUUUCAUGUGUUAAAUUCCACAGAGAAUGGAAAAAUAGAUGUUUCAGUAGGCAAAAGCUUGUCCAAGAUGUAUGCUUGUCACAGAAAAAUGUGUUCAAAAAAGCAUCACAGUCAUACUUCAUUGAAAGCUGAAAAUACAGAGCAAGACAAUGGGUGGAAAAGCAUGUCACAGGAACGUUUAAAUGGAAAUGUACUUUCCCAACUGGAAAAAGUUUUCUGCCAUCUUCCCACUGGUUGCCAGGAGAUUUCAGAAGCAGAAGUGCGAAUGAUAGAUUUUGCUCAUGUGUUCCCUAGCAACACAGUAGAUGAGGGAUAUGUUUAUGGGCUGAAGCAUUUAAUUACUGUACUGCAAAGUAUUUUAGACAAUUGA
Messenger RNA from Puma concolor (puma), 1263 nucleotides. NCBI's taxonomy places the organism in Eukaryota, Metazoa, Chordata, Mammalia, Carnivora, Felidae. The record is from RefSeq and is a predicted model, not a curated record.